Molecule: messenger RNA, 1029 nt
Organism: Phytophthora infestans T30-4
Lineage: Eukaryota; Oomycota; Peronosporomycetes; Peronosporales; Peronosporaceae
Exons: 1
Coding region: 1-1029 (342 amino acids)
Source: RefSeq, a predicted model, not a curated record
AUGGCCCCGCACCGAUCGAUGAUGUUGGCGCUGUAUGUAGUCGUGUCGGCCUUAACUCUCGGUGUCACCAAAGGCCACUGGGAGGCAAUCGCUGCCAGCUCCACGUCGGAAUGUUGCGGCACGUGUAUCGGUAAGACGACAAGCGCGGCGUAUUCCUACGACCCCGUUAUCUUUUCUCAAUGUUCGAACGUGACCGGCGGCGUGUGCUGCUUCGACUGCGGUAGUUUGGGCGAUCCGACGUACGGAGACACAGUCUCGUACGCUUCCGACGGCGUGACGGCGGUCGUCAAGGCCGGCACGUACAUUUCCUUCACUUGGGGUGAUGUGGCGAACGUCACGUACAUUUCCCUCAAGACCGGGCAGAAGAAGACGGUGACGCCCACUGUUUCCGAUGCGUCAGCGACCAAGAAGUCCAAUACUUUCCUUAUCUGUGCCAAGAGUGCAGGGACGAUUUACUUUCGAGGGUGGGGCAGUGAUACCUGCCGCGAGGCGUCUCAGGAACACGCGAUCACGGUCGAGGCGGGUGACUCCAGUGCUAGCACGUGUGACGCCUCGGAAGCGAGUAUUCUAGACACAGAGGCGUCGACUUCCAGCGCUAAAAGCUCUGGUUCCAGCUCGCUUCCAGCGGACGACACGGUGGACAGCUGCAACGCCCAGCGAGCGAGUAUUCAGGUGGUCGAUGGCACGCAGACUUGUGUCUGUGUUUCGGACUGGACGAACCCGCCAGAGUGCGAUCAGUGGCCCGUGUGGAAAUGGAUCGUCACCAUCGGAGGUGGUGUGGCUGCCUUGUUCUCGAUCAUUAUUUCAGUGCGCGCACUUCUGGCAAGUAUCAAGAAGAAGAAACAGGAUGAAGAAGACAAGGACAACCUGGCCCGGAUCACUCCUAAGAGCGACGUCGCGACGCUAGAGGUGACGCCAGAUAGUGGCUACCACGGCAACUCGAUGAUGAUCCCUACGGCGUACGACCCGCAGACCGACCGCACUUCUGGUGCUCCUCGGAAGCCUGUCGACAACGAGUUCACACUCUGA